UCUCUCGCUCUCUCUCAGUUUCCUCUCAAAUUACUUCAAAUUCAGUGCAUAUGCAGGAUUUAGAUUUUAGAGUUUAGUAUUACAGAUUUUUAACAUUUUAUUAGAUAAGAUUGGAGGAUCCUCUACUGGAGUGUUUGCUUCCAAGGUAAUUUCUUGUUUAUUUUUGUGUGCUGUAUUGUUACGAUUUUCUAAAAUUCUAGGUCCUGUGUGUUUUCCUUUCCAUAGAUCACUCAAGCAAAGGAUGGGAAACCAGUCACUAUUGAGCUUAUCGAUGCCAAGACAAAAGAACCGAAAGAUACCUCAGAGGUAGAUGCGGCAUUUAUCACAACGGGGUUUUGUUCUAGUAGAUGAGCGUAUGCAAGUUAUUGACGCAAAUGGAAACCUGGUUUGUUAUCUAUAGAUUCCGUCAUGAACACAAUUUUCUGUAUGGUUUUGCAACUGGUUCUUGAAACAAUACUUCUACCAUUUGGUUCCUCACUUGUAUUGUAUUGAUGAUGCAAAUGAGAAAAUGAUUCUUGCUUAUGCUGCCAGUGCACAAGGGAUUUCUGUUGUUGAACAAGUCAGUGGAAAAGAUCAUGUGCUCAACCAUUUGAGCAUUCCAGCAGCUUGUUUCACUCACCUAGAAAUUAGUAAUGGUGCUGCUGGUGUUUGGGGGUCAAUCGUGCAAUCUUUUGAGAAAGAUCAUAUUUACCUUGGUGAGGCUGCUCAGCUAGUGGUCCACAAUGUUAAUUAUGAAAUACCAUAUUAGAAAAAUCAGGUCCAAAGGACUCAACAGCAACUGGCUGAACUAGAGCGCAAGGAAGCUGAUAUUAAAAGAAAUGCAGCUCUUGCAGCAGCUAAUUUGCAGAGGCUUGUCAAGAGCCAGGAUUGCAGGUAUGAUCCUGCAUCGCAUGCCACUCUACUGAUGAUGUAUAUUCCUUCAAGAACGAACAAAUUAAGUGUCAACUUUUGCUUUGCGGGGAAUAAAUGUGAGGUCAGAACUGUUAGAAACUGCAAAGUAGCCAUACAACACAAAUCAGAUUUUAGUUACCUAUUCUAGUUACCUUAGGAGAGAUUUUGAGCACACCAGUUAUGCUCAUAGCUUGCAUUUUGUGAUUAGGAAGAUCAAAGUAGCCAUACAACACAAAUCAGAUUUUAUACUUAAAGAGAUCAACAUAAUUGUACCAUAAUUUAACUCAGAAACAUCCUUCUUGUCCUAGUUGAGAAUUCAAAUGUUUUAUUGUCACAACAUCUUUUGUUGUCGAGGAAGAUACUCUGCAACAGCAAGUCCUGAGGUAAAAGAGAUUGAAAACUUGGAAAUGGGCUUAGCUGCAAAUAGGGAAAACAAAAAGUUGAUUCCUCAGACUGGUAAGAGGUUCCAUCAAUAUGUCAUUAAUAUUUGUUCAAGUUCUUUGCAGCAACAAAUUCUUUUUUUUUUUUCCCCCCUUCUUCUAAAUAAUUCAAUUCUAUGUUCUCCAUCAGAUCCGGUAGAAAAUACAUACAAGUCAGAACCACUUACUGAUAUAGUUAAAUCCGAACAUGGAAAAAGGAAAAUCCCAUCAGCUUCAUCAGCGCUCUUUAUUGGCAGCAUCCUUGGACUCGUCCAAACCAUUUUUUUAAUUUUAGCAGCAAAACCACUGUUAAAUUUUAUGGCAGUCAAAUCUGACUCACCUAUGCUACAACCUGCACAACAAUACUUGACAUUAAGGUCUCUAGGUGCUCCAGCUGUCCUCCUUUCAUUGGCCAUGCAAGGAGUCUUUCGUGGAUUUAAGGACACAAAAACUCCUUUAUAUGCCACUGUGGCUGGAGAUGCGAUGAAUAUAAUUCUGGACCCAAUAUUUAUAUUUGUUUUCCAUCUAGGUAUCAGUGGUGCAGCCGUUGCUCAUGUUAUAUCUCAGUACCUAAUUUCAAUUAUACUUUUAUGGAGAUUAUGGAAACAAGUCGAUCUUUUACCUCCUAGUUUCAAACAUAUGCAAUUCAGUCGAUUUCUUAAAAAUGGUUUUCUAUUACUAAUGAGGGUCAUAGCUGUGACGUUCUGCGUGACCCUAGCGGCCUCAAGGCCUGCACGUCAGGGAGCGACAUCAAUGGCCGCCUUUCAAGUGUGUUUGCAAGUUUGGCUAGCCACAUCUCUUCUUGCUGAUGGAUUGGCCGUUGCGGGUCAAGUAAGAAGUGAUCUUAAGUUUGUGGAUGAAAAAGCUUAAGAAUAUAGAAACCUAUCACAAGAUAGGGCACAACCCACUCACAUGAGGUGGAACGGCCUCGCACCAAUGUGAGAGGGUUGUGUCCAUUCUGUGACUGGUUUAUGUGUAAAUAGAACAAAUGUUUAACAUUGGGAGAUGUGUCCUAAAAUUGUCCCAAUCGAGAUCAUUUGACUCAAUUUCAAAGUAGAACAGUACUGCUUAUAUUUUAUUUUUUUUAUUAUUAUCAUUUUUUUUUUUUUUGGUCUCAAGCCAUUUCUUUGAAUCUACUUGUCUAAAAAGCUUGUGUAUAGUUCCCCUUUUUUUAGGCUAUACUUGCAAGUGCAUUUGCUAAAAAAUACUGAACAAGCCAGAGCAACCACAUCCCGAGUAUUGCAGAUCUAAAGAAGAAUGCUGAUGAGCAAGAAAGUCUGGUGUUUCCUACUUUAGCUCGUGACCUGGUAGUCCGAGGAGUAAUAUUACUAUCAGUUGUUAUGACUUUUUUUAAUUUUUUAAUCUUUUUUUGUUGCUUCUUGUAUUUGAAAUAGAUAGUUUAUUUGCAUUGAUGACUUAUUCUUAACAUUUUACAGCUAUUAAUUUUGGAAUUAUUAAUCACUUUAAAUUGUGUAA
Molecule: messenger RNA, 2786 nt
Organism: Camellia sinensis
Lineage: Eukaryota; Viridiplantae; Streptophyta; Magnoliopsida; Ericales; Theaceae
Source: RefSeq, a predicted model, not a curated record